Rotaria sp. Silwood1 is the source of this 876-nucleotide messenger RNA. The record is from the annotation of a GenBank genome assembly. NCBI's taxonomy places the organism in Eukaryota, Metazoa, Rotifera, Eurotatoria, Philodinida, Philodinidae.
AUGGAUAAACUAAAUAUAUCACUUGAAUUUUUAAAAUUACUUUCAACAACAUCAUCAAAAAUAUUAAUAAUCAAAAACAUCUCAUGCCCUAUUCGGCAAAUAUGUUAUCCCAUGGUUAUGACACGUUUUCUAAUGACAAAUGCAAUUAAUCACUUAUUUGAACAUCAAAAUCAAAAUGCUAGUACACGUUUAAUAAUUGAUUAUCUUAGUUUAAUAAAAAAUCUUAUUCAAUUACUUAGUUAUUCAAAUUUAUUUGAUUUAGAUGAAUUCUUAAUUUCAACCCAAAUUGGUUCUAUAGAAGAAAUUCGUGUUAGUGAAGCCUUAAAAACAGGAAUUAAAUUAUUAGAAGAUUCUAUUCAACAUACUACAAGUUCCUGUAUUCUUGCUAAAGUUAGUCUAGCUCAAUUUAUAGAUGAUAUUGAUUUUCGAAUAUUAACUUAUCUUGAACAACAACAAAAACAAUUAAAACAAUAUAUCCUGAUUGAUUGUCAAGCUGCUGUACUCGAUUUACUUGUUCAAUUACUUUUAAUUAGUGUUAAUUAUGCGGGUCGGGUUCGACCCUCAACGGGUCGGCAUUUUAUUUAUUGUAUUGCUGAAUUUCUUGUUAUGUUAUCACAUGAUACACUUCAUUCAAAACAAGUUAUUAAAAUACAAGAUUUAAUAAAACAUUAUGAUUCAUUAUUAGCAAGUGGACAUGAACCUGAAACACAUGGUAGGAAUUUAAGUGAACGUUCUAAAUUAUUAUCAUCAUUUUAUAUCUCAUUAUUAUUACAAUGGAUACAUAUUCUUAAUAUGCUUGAUUAUACACAAGAAGCAUGCUGGUCACCAAUAUUAACACCAUCAUCAUCAAGAAUACAUUUAUCUAUCAGUGGUUAA